Notothenia coriiceps (black rockcod) is the source of this 2584-nucleotide messenger RNA. RefSeq names its product actin-like. NCBI's taxonomy places the organism in Eukaryota, Metazoa, Chordata, Actinopteri, Perciformes, Nototheniidae. Bases 517 to 831 code for a protein of 104 amino acids. The transcript is spliced from 2 exons. The record is from RefSeq and is a predicted model, not a curated record.
UACAUAGUAGCAAAUAAUUGAAAUACUCAAGUAAAGUGCACGUACUUCAUCAUUUUGACUUAAGCACAGUACUUGAGUACAUGUACUUAGUUACCUUACACCACUGCUUGAAAGUGCAAAGCAUAUUGAAAGACUUUCAAUCUUCAUGUAAUUUUUACUAUCCAGUACUUUGAUGUUUGACACAAAACAUAACAUGUAACACGAACAUUCAGCUAGUGUCUAAUGCUAAAUAGCAUGUGGGGGACUCGGCUUGGAAACUUGAGAGUCUGCGGUUCAAGUGAACUUGCCUCCCAGGCAUUGCUGACGUUUGUCAUGAUUCUAACAUGGGUCAGGACAGGAAUCACCAGUUUAAGGAUAAAUCUGACUUAAUCUGUACAAUCAUAAUGUCAAAGCUCACUUCAGAGGGCAGAUGUCUCUUCUAACAGUCUACUCAACUAGCUUCAUAACUUCCCCUGUUCCUCAAGGGCCCCUGAGAUUCUCUUCAAACCUGAGCUGAUUGGACAGGACCAUUAUGGGAUGCAUGAGAGCGUUUACAAGUCAAUCCUCAGCUCAGACAUUGACCUGCGGCGCAGCUUCCUGGGAAACAUCGUCCUGUCAGGCGGAAACACUCUGCUGCCCGGCCUUCCUGAGCGGCUCCAGGCUGAAAUCAAAGGACUGGUUCCCACGGACACGGGGGAGAGCGUUCACGUCACCAGCCCCAAGGACAGAGACUUCUCAGUGUGGAGCGGGGGGGCAGUGCUGGCCAACCUGCCCACCUUCAGCUCCGCCUGGAUCAGCCAGAAGGAAUACGAGGAGCACGGGCCGCAGAUCGUCUUCAGGAAGUGCUUUUGAGACGGCCUGAGGAACGUUAAGUGCAAUAUCACACAGCUCUAAUGCAGUGUCAUGGAUAGUAUGAGCCAUUCAUUAUAAGCCCUUUUUUUUUAUAUUUGUCUUUUUAUGUAUUAAGUUUACCCUCUCUUCAUUAGUGUGGAUCCUCAUUUGUGAACAUUUAAGAGAAACAAGGGUUUCUCUUGACCUGCUGCUCUUUUGACGGCUUUUCUACUUUGAUCCACAAAACCUGGGAGGGAGGAAACUGGAGUUUGUGUCAUACAAUUCCUGUCAGUCCAUGUUAUUGUCCCUCAAUACAUUUGACCUAUGUCUAAAGUUUCCUAUUUGGGAAUAUAUAUAUAUAUAUAUGUCUCAAUAAUUUAAGCAGAAGUUUAUUGAUGUUUUUUGGACUAGAAUUGAUGCUGGCCUUUAAUCGAUGUCUGCCAACUUUGUUUCCAGGAUAAGCAUAUGAGGGACAUGAGGAGAACUAAAUAUGCUGACUCCAAAAAUAUGUAUUAAUCUAAUAUCAAAUUAUGGUGUAUUUAUUCAACAAUUUUUUUAUUAAUUUGCUACAACAAACUGUCUUUGUGUGUUAGACAUGGUGAUGGUUGCAUUCAUUUGGAAACCGGGGCCAGUGCAGCUGUGUCAUGUUCACAAUGACACAGCUGCACGGACAUUCAAUCAUUUCUACAAUGAGUUUUAGGGCCAAUGUUAGGACAAAUAUGUUCUCAUAAUACCAUGACUUAGUGCUCAUGAUACCAUGACUUAGUGCUCAUGAUACAUGACUUAGUGCUCAUGAUACCAUGACUUAGUGCUCAUGAUGUUGCUCUUUUUCCCAGAUUUUUUUCUUGAAAUGUUACUAUUUUUUUUUUACAUUUUAUUGUAACAUUACAACUUUUUUCCUCAAAAAUGAUUACUUUUUAAGUUUUUUUUCCUGUGUUUAUAUCCUGAUGUUUUUCAAAGUAUUUUUCAUGAUUGAACAUUUUGGGAUGUAAUAGUUUAUUCUCAAUUUCUUACAUGUUUUUUUUCCCUAGCAGUGGCCCUAGUAAUUCCAAAUCAAAGCAAAAACAUAUUUGAACAAAACCACUUACUAUUGCAGUAAUAUUUACAGGAGGGAUGAAAUGUGGAUUUGUGUUAUAAGAAGCAUGUGUUCUAGAAAACUGCUGAGUCCUGUGUUACUCAGAUGUUUCAUGACCCUGCACUUAAGUCAACUUUUGGUUAGAACAUAUGUAUGUAUCUGGUAAGGAAGUGCAGAUCCAUGGAGGAAGAUGUGAUGUACAGUAUGGACGUGUUGUGCCUGUCACUUGAUCUCAGUCUGUUGAAUCAGCAGAUGUUAAUGCUACUGCUGCAGGUACAGUGUGGUGUCUAAAGUUUUCUAUUUGAGUGCAGUGUAUUGCCACUCAUUUGUUUGUUUUUUCUCAAAUGUUAUCUGAGAUGAAAACCGUGUUUGUGUGGAUUUUUUUAAACUUGUACAGUAGUGUCGAUAUCAGUGAAGUGUGCCAACAGUGCCAAAACGUGUAAGUUUUUAUUUUUCACCGUGGAUCCUUAAAGCCCUCUGCCGAACCUGUGUAUAUUUAUACUCUUAUGUUCUUUUUUGACUGUUUAUCAUUUGCAUGUAGUUGCAUGUUGUUUAUUUGAGCCUUUUGUGCAUGUAUUCUUGUCUUUAUGUUUUAAGAUGUGUUGUCUCUCCAAGCACAGGGUAAUCAUGUGAACAAAACCAUAGUAUUUAUGUCUAGUCUGUUUUUGUUUUUUAUAACAAUAAAUAUUUUAAUCCUUA